AUGGCUAAGCUGAGAUCUCUGGGAGAGCAGGGUAGCCCUCUCAGGCAGAUCCAAAAUGGCCUGAGAGAGCAGGCAGAGGAAGAGGCUGCUGAGAUUACUAGGAAGCUGGAGAAACAGAAGAAACACUUGAAGAAGGAAAAGAAAAGGCUGGCUGCGAUUGCUCUGGCACCUUCAGAAAACAGCAGUAGGACCCUGGAGGAAUGUGAGGGGACAAGCGAAAGAGCCAAAAAGAAGCAAAAGCAAAAGCCCCAGGAGGCUCCUCAGGAGAAUGGAAUGAAGACCAAUCUGUGUCCUUCUCCAAACCCCCCCAAAAAGAAAUCUUUUUCCAAGGAGGAGCUGGUUGGUAGUGAUCUUGAGGAAACAGCUGGCAGUGGAAGUCUCACCAAGAGGAAGAAAUCUUUCCCCAAAGAGGAACCAGUUAGUGACCCUCAAGAGUCAGGAAACAAGGUCCCCAGGCAAAAGAGGAAAUUCUCUUCCAAGGAGGAGCCACUCAGCAGUGGACCUGAAGAGGCUGCUGCCAGCAAGAGCAGCAGCUCCAAGAAAAAGAAAAAGCUCUGA
Molecule: messenger RNA, 558 nt
Organism: Mesoplodon densirostris (Blainville's beaked whale)
Lineage: Eukaryota; Metazoa; Chordata; Mammalia; Artiodactyla; Ziphiidae
Product: nucleolar protein 56-like
Exons: 3
Coding region: 1-558 (185 amino acids)
Source: RefSeq, a predicted model, not a curated record